Messenger RNA from Thunnus maccoyii (southern bluefin tuna), 2188 nucleotides. Its product is annotated as olfactomedin-like protein 2A. Lineage: Eukaryota; Metazoa; Chordata; Actinopteri; Scombriformes; Scombridae. The record is from RefSeq and is a predicted model, not a curated record. The transcript is spliced from 19 exons. The coding region runs from base 62 to 2053 and encodes 663 amino acids. Gene Ontology annotation, biological process: signal transduction. Gene Ontology annotation, cellular component: cell surface.
UACAGAUCUGACUCAAAAGAGUGACGCUUUUAAUAGCAGUGGAAAUAUUAAUGAUACGUCCAUGAAAAGUGACUCUUCAUAUCCACCUCAGACCAACAAUCUGAUGAAUGUGACGACCAAUGAGCGCUGGACAACAACUGUGGACUCAGUAUCCUUUCAUCCAGACUACAGCCACAACAUCUUGAAUGAUACCAACAUGGACAAUGUUACAGACAAACCAAUAAAAUCAUUAACAGCUCCACUUUCUCCAGAUCUGACUCAAAACAGUGAUGUCUUCAAUGGCAGCAGAAACAUUACUGAUACACCCAUGAAAAGAGAGUUGGUAUCACCUCCUCCAGACUACAGCAAUGACACUUUGACUGAAACCAACACAGAGAAUGUUACAGAGGCAUCAAUUAACAUAUUAACAGUUUUACCGACACCACAUCCAGCUCAUGACACCAGAGAUGUUUUAAAUGUUACUGACACUGAGAAACUUCCAGACACAAAUUUGGAAACUGAGUCAUUUCAUGAAGACGACACCUCAAAUGAUACCAACACAGAGAACGUUACAGAUCCGGCGAUUAACAUAUUAACAGUUUUACCAACAACACAUCCAGCUCAUGACACCAGAGAUGUUUUAAAUGUUACUGACACUGAGAAACUUCCAGACACAAAUUUGGAAACUGAGUCAUUUCAUGAAGACGACACCUCAAAUGAUACCAACACAGAGAACGUUACAGAUCCGGCAAUUAACAUAUUAACAGUUUUACCAACACCACAUCCAGCUCAUGACACCAGAGAUGUUUUAAAUGUUACUGACACUGAGAAACUUCCCGACACAAAUUUGGAAACUGAGUCAGCAUCAAUUCAUGAAGACUACAGCCACAACACCUUGAAUGAAACCAACACAGAGAAUGUUACAGAGGCUGCAAUAAAAUUAUUAUCAGACUCUUCACAUUCACCCCAUCUAAAUGUGACUAACAACAAGAGAUGGACCAAAACUGAGUCUCCAAAACCUCGUCCAGCGGAUGAUGACAGAGAUGCUUUGAAUGUUGCUGACACUGAAAAAACAAAUAUAGAGUCUGAGUCAGCAUCAUUUCAUCCAGACUACAGCCACACCUUGAAUAAUAACAUCAUAGAGACUGUUACAGGGGCACCAAUACCAUUAGUUACAGACUCAUUUUCUACAGAAUCGACUCAAAAGAGUGACGUCUUUAAUAGCACUAGAAACGUUAUUGGCGCACCCAUGAAAAGUGACUCUUCAUAUCCACCUUGGACUGACAAUCAGAUGAAUGUGACAACUAAUGACAGCUGGACAAAAACCGAAUGUUUUAUUAAAAGCAUAAAAUGUUCGGAGGAAGUCACCAAAAUGCAAAGCACUUAUGGAUCCUGGAUGUCAGACACAUCCCAGCUGAAUGAAGGUCGAUACUGGCAGGCCGAGCAUUUUUCAGGUCGACUUUUGACGGAGCACAAGAACAUUUCGGCAUUUCAAAACACAAGCAUUAAAACUAUAGAUGUCAAGAAGUUCUACCAAGGGUGCGGCCAUGUCGUUUACAAGGGGUCCUUUUACUUCCAUAACGCAGGAACACACAGACUUGUAAAAUUUAACCUGAACACCAGGAGAACAAACACUCUGAUCAUGGCACGCAGCAGAUACAAUAACCUGACUUAUCUUUUCCGCAACUCAAAGACUUAUUUCAAGUUUGCUGUGGAUGAAAAUGGACUGUGGGUCAUCUUUGCAUCAAACACAGGUGACAAUACGAUGGUUGCGAAGCUAAACCCCGAGACAUUCUCCGUGGAGUCUGUCAUUAACACUGCCUACCCCACAAGUAAAGCGGGAAAUGCUUUCAUAGCAUGUGGGGUGCUUUAUAUCACCGAUGGCAAAGACAGAAGAGUGACAUAUGCCUUCGAUUUAAAGAAAGAGAGUCCUCUUGAUAUAAGUUUUGAUCUAAGGCCAGCUAAUGGCAUCUUGGCUAUGUUGUCAUAUUAUCCCAACAAAAAGCUUUUGUACAUGUGGGACAACAGCAGUGUGAAAACCUGCAAAGUUAAACUCAAGCAGACCCAAACAUAAUCACAAACUUUGUAACAAAUUAGUAAUAAAAGAGUGUUUUAUGUGUCAGUUGGUUUAGUUGAAUUUCGUCACUGUAUUUCUACACAGGAGGAAGUUUCUUGCAGAUGUUUGGUAAUAAAUGUGUCACUCAUCAGA